AUGUUGGACAUGGGAGAUAGGAAGGAAGUGAAAAUGCUGCCGAAAUCCUCCUUUAGCAUAAACAGCCUGGUGCCCGAAGCCGUCCAGAGCGACAACAACCACAGCAGCCACAGCCACCACAACAGCCACCACCCCCACCACCAUCACCACCACCACCACCACCACCACCACCCGCCGCCGCAGCAGCCCCAGCGAGCCGCCGCGGCCGAGGAGGAGGACGAGGAGAAGGGCCAGCUCCUCCUGCCGCCCCCCGCCGCCGCCGCCUCCGGCGCCCUGGAGGUAGCCAAGGCGGACAUGCUGGCGGGCAAAGGCGACGCGGGCGCGGCGGCGGCGGCGGCGGAGCUGGAGGAGAAGGAGAAGGCGGCGGAGGAGAAGAAGGGGGCGGCGGAGGGGGCCAAGGACGGGGAGAGCGGGAAGGAGGGGGAGAAGAAGAACGGCAAGUACGAGAAGCCGCCGUUCAGCUACAACGCGCUCAUCAUGAUGGCCAUCCGCCAGAGCCCCGAGAAGCGCCUCACGCUCAACGGCAUCUACGAGUUCAUCAUGAAGAACUUUCCCUACUACCGGGAGAACAAGCAGGGCUGGCAGAACUCCAUCCGCCACAACCUCUCCCUCAAUAAGUGCUUCGUCAAGGUGCCCCGCCACUACGACGACCCGGGCAAAGGGAACUACUGGAUGCUGGACCCCUCCAGCGACGACGUCUUCAUCGGGGGCACCACCGGCAAGCUCCGCCGGCGCUCCACCACCUCGCGGGCCAAGCUGGCCUUCAAGCGGGGCGCCCGGCUCACCUCCACCGGACUGACAUUCAUGGAUAGGGCAGGAUCCUUGUACUGGCCUAUGUCCCCCUUCCUCUCACUGCACCACCCCCGGGCCAGCAGCACUUUGAGUUACAAUGGGACCACGUCCGCCUACCCCAGCCACCCCAUGCCCUACAGCUCAGUGUUGACUCAAAACUCCUUGGGAAACAACCACUCCUUUUCCACGUCUAAUGGGUUAAGUGUUGAUAGACUAGUCAAUGGAGAGAUUCCUUAUGCCACUCAUCACCUCACAGCAGCAGCUCUGGCCGCCUCAGUGCCGUGUGGCUUGUCAGUUCCCUGCUCCGGCACCUAUUCCCUAAACCCCUGCUCUGUAAACCUCCUAGCAGGACAGACGAGUUACUUUUUCCCCCAUGUUCCUCACCCUUCAAUGACUUCUCAAAGCAGCACUUCAAUGACGGCCAGGGCAGCCUCCUCCUCCACGUCGCCACAGGCGCCCUCCACUCUCCCCUGUGAGUCCUUAAGACCUUCUUUGCCAAGUUUUACAACGGGACUUUCCGGAGGACUUUCUGAUUAUUUCACACAUCAAAAUCAGGGGUCUUCUUCAAACCCUUUAAUACAUUAA
Gavia stellata (red-throated loon) is the source of this 1377-nucleotide messenger RNA. It is a transcript of the gene FOXG1, whose product is annotated as forkhead box G1. The record is from RefSeq and is a predicted model, not a curated record. Gene Ontology annotation, molecular function: sequence-specific double-stranded DNA binding; DNA-binding transcription factor activity. Bases 1 to 1377 code for a protein of 458 amino acids. Gene Ontology annotation, cellular component: nucleus. NCBI's taxonomy places the organism in Eukaryota, Metazoa, Chordata, Aves, Gaviiformes, Gaviidae. The transcript has a single exon. Gene Ontology annotation, biological process: regulation of transcription by RNA polymerase II.